UGGAAGGACAGCCUGUGCCUGGAGGUAGAGGCCGAAGGUUCAGCACUGCUUCUGUAAAGAGUUGCUCAGAAGAAGGUGACAGCAUCAGGAACAUGCUGCUUUCUACAGCCUGGAGGCAGAGGCCUGUGCAGAAUCAGCCUCUCUGAGAAGGAGCGUCAGCACUGCAAAGCAUGUUUGGGAAGAGCUCCCUACCUGUGGUUGUGCUCCCACUGACUUAAUAGUAAAACUUUUCCUGGAGGCACUGGGUCAAAAGUUCCCAGAACAUUCCAGAAGCGUCUGGGAGAGCUGAGGUGCUGAGGACAAGCAAGCCCACAGGAGAUGCCAUCCUGUGACAAGAACAGCUGAGGUACUUCUGGAUCUUUAGGAUUAUUUGAACAAGCAGUUUUUGGAGAUCUGUCUAAGACUACUUCAACUUAUCCAGUACAGCAAAAGGCAGGGAGGAGAAAGUAGAACAAGGAUUUCUGAUUUGAGCACUUAAUCAUCAUGUCUGAUCCUGUUAUUCUGCGUAGCAUCAAGAAAUUGGGAGAAGAUAACUAUGCUUUUGACUUGGAUGGUAAAUGUAACAGCUUCAAGAAAUCAGAAAAUUUCUAUGCAUAUGAAGAACCUUCUGUUAAGAAGAAAAAUGAAAAGUCAUCCAAAAAGAAAGAAAAAGUUGUUCGCGUUGGCUUCUUUCAGCUGUUUCGAUUUUCUUCACCUAUGGAAAUUUUAAUGAUGGUUGUUGGUAGCUUCUGUGCUAUUCUUCAUGGAGCAGCCCAGCCAGGCAUGUUGCUUGUGUUUGGUGCGAUGGCAGACACAUUCAUUGAAUAUGACAUUGAAAUGCAAGAGCUUAAAGAUCCAAAUAAAACAUGCGUAAAUAACACCAUAGUGUGGAUUAAUGGUACUGUUCAUCAGAAUGAAAGGAACACCACAAUAAGAUGUGGACUGCUUGACAUUGAAAAAGAAAUGACCACUUUUGCAGGUUACUAUGGAGGAAUUGGUUGUGCCGUACUUCUGUUGGGAUACUUCCAAAUCUGCUUUUGGGUUAUGGCUGCAGCUCGUCAGAUACAGAAAAUCAGGAAAGCUUAUUUCAGGAACAUUAUGAGAAUGGAUAUAGGCUGGUUUGACUGCACGUCUGUAGGAGAACUGAACACAAGAAUUUCUGAUGAUGUUAACAAAAUUAAUGAGGCUAUUGCUGAUCAAGUAGCAAUCUUCAUCCAGCGCUUAACCACCUUUGUGUGUGGAUUCCUACUGGGAUUUGUCAGUGGAUGGAAAUUGACCCUGGUUAUCAUUGCAGUCAGUCCCCUCAUUGGGGUUGGAGCAGCUGUCUAUGGCUUGGCUGUGGCAAAGCUCACAGGCAGAGAACUAAAGGCUUAUGCAAAAGCUGGGGCUGUGGCUGAUGAAGUGCUCUCAUCCAUCAGAACAGUAGCUGCUUUUGGUGGCGAGAAGAAAGAAGUUGAGAGAUAUGAUAAGAAUUUAGUGUAUGCUCAACAUUGGGGAAUUAGAAAAGGAAUAAUAAUGGGAUUAUUCAGUGGUUACAUGUGGUUUGUAAUCUUCCUGUGUUAUGCGUUAGCCUUUUGGUAUGGCUCUAAACUUGUCCUUGAAGAUGAUGAGUAUUCACCCGGCACUCUUCUACAGGUUUUCUUUGGUGUUUUAGUAGGAGCUUUAAAUCUCGGUCAAGCAUCUCCCUGCCUGGAAGCCUUUGCCACUGGACGUGGGGCUGCAGCAAACAUUUUUGAGACAAUAGAUAGAAAACCCACCAUUGACUGCAUGUCGGAAGAAGGCUACAAGCUGGAUAAAGUAAGAGGUGAAAUUGAAUUUCAUAAUGUAACAUUCCAUUUUCCCUCCAGACCUGACGUAAAGAUUUUGGAUAACCUUAGCAUGGUUAUUAAAACAGGGGAGACAACAGCUUUUGUUGGAGCUAGUGGAGCUGGAAAGAGUACAAUAAUACAGCUCAUCCAGCGUUUCUAUGACCCUACUGAUGGCAUGAUUACUCUGGAUGGCCAUGACAUUCGUUCCCUUAAUAUCCAGUGGCUGCGCUCACAGAUUGGUGUUGUUGAGCAAGAGCCAGUGCUGUUUGCUACCACGAUUGCAGAGAAUAUUCGAUAUGGUCGGGAUGAUGCUACCAUGGAAGACAUAAUCAGAGCAGCCAAACAGGCCAAUGCUUACAAGUUCAUCAUGGACUUGCCACAGCAAUUUGAUACUCAUGUUGGAGAGGGUGGAAGUCAGAUGAGCGGAGGUCAAAAGCAGAGGAUAGCUAUUGCUCGAGCCCUUGUGAGAAACCCUAAAAUCCUGCUACUGGAUAUGGCUACUUCAGCACUUGAUAAUGAAAGUGAAGCAAUUGUCCAGGAAGCACUUCAAAAGGCUCACCUUGGCCGCACAGCAAUCUCAAUAGCUCACCGCUUGUCUGCUGUCAAAGCUGCUGAUGUCAUCAUUGGGUUUGAGCAUGGAAGGGCUGUGGAGAGAGGAACUCAUGAAGAGCUCUUGAAGAGAAAAGGGGUUUAUUUCAUGUUGGUGACCUUGCAAAGCAAAGGAGAGGCAGCACUUAAUAGUGCAGCAACAGAAUCAGCAGAAAAUAAAGUGGUUGAGCCAAAUCUUGAGAAAGUCCAGUCAUUCAGAAGAGGAAGCUAUCGUGCCAGUUUGCGAGCUUCACUUCGGCAACGGUCUAGAUCUCAGCUCUCUAAUGUGGUUCCUGACCCUCCAUUAUCCAUUGUAGGAGAUCAGGCAGAGUCUGUGUAUCUUAAGUCUUAUGAGGAAGAUGAUGAACAAGCGAAAAAGGAAUCUGUUGAGGAGGAGGAAGAUGUCAAACCUGUCCCAUUUGCCAGGAUUUUGAAGUAUAAUGCUUCUGAAUGGCCAUACAUGGUGAUAGGAUCUCUGGGAGCAGCUGUGAAUGGAGCGCUCAGUCCACUCUAUGCUUUGUUAUUCAGUCAGAUUCUUGGGACCUUCUCCAUUCUUGAUGAAGAAGAACAAAAAAUCCAGAUCAAUGGUGUCUGCCUGCUGUUUGUCUUGGUUGGAAUUGUUUCAUUUUUUACACAGUUUUUACAGGGAUACAACUUUGCCAAGUCUGGUGAGCUGCUUACGAGACGGUUAAGGAAAAUUGGUUUCCAGGCUAUGCUAGGGCAAGACAUCGGCUGGUUUGAUGACCGGAGGAACAGCCCCGGGGCACUGACUACGAGGCUUGCAACAGAUGCAUCACAGGUCCAAGGGGCAACUGGAUCGCAGAUAGGAAUGAUUGUCAACUCCUUCACCAACAUUGGGGUGGCCAUCAUUAUCGCUUUCUACUUCAGCUGGAAACUGAGUUUAGUCAUAAUGUGUUUCCUGCCGUUUUUGGCCCUGUCUGGAGCUGUGCAAGCUAAAAUGUUGACAGGAUUUGCUGCUCAAGACAAGAAAGCUCUGGAAGCUACUGGACAGAUUUCCAGUGAAGCCCUCUCUAACAUCAGAACAGUGGCUGGGAUAGGGAAAGAAAAAAAGUUUAUUGAUGCUUUUGAGAAGAACCUGGAUAUGCCGUACAGAGCUGCAAUCAAAAAAGCAAACGUUUAUGGAAUCUGCUUUGGCUUCGCCCAGAGUAUAGUGUUCAUAGCAAACUCUGUCUCUUAUAGAUACGGAGGGUUUCUGGUUCAGACUGAAGGACUCCAUUACAGCUUUGUGUUCAGAGUGAUCUCUGCAAUCGUGACCAGUGGGACUGCUUUGGGAAGAGCUUCUUCUUACACCCCAAACUAUGCCAAAGCCAAAACAUCUGCUGCACGUUUGUUUCAACUCAUCGAUCGGCUUCCUAAAAUCAGUGUUUACAGCAAAAAAGGAGAAAAAUGGGAUGAUUUUAAGGGGAGCAUUGAAUUUCUUAACUGUAAAUUCACAUACCCCUCACGGCCUGAUAUUCAGGUCCUGAAAGGACUGUCUGUAGCUGUUAAGCCUGGACAGACAUUGGCAUUUGUUGGCAGCAGCGGCUGUGGUAAGAGCACCAGUGUCCAGCUUCUGGAGCGUUUCUAUGAUCCUGAGAAAGGAAGUGUGUUAAUAGAUGGACAUGAUACCAAGAAAGUAAAUGUACAGUUUCUCAGAUCGAAAAUUGGAGUAGUGUCUCAGGAACCCGUGCUAUUCGACUGCAGCAUUGCUGACAACAUUAAGUAUGGCAGUAACACCAAGGACACGACAACAGAAAAAGUCAUAGAAGCAGCCAAGAAGGCUCAGCUGCAUGAUUUUGUCAUGUCACUUCCUGAAAAAUAUGAAACUAAUGUUGGUGCUCAAGGAUCUCAGCUGUCUCGUGGGCAAAAACAACGGAUUGCUAUAGCGAGGGCCAUCAUACGAGAUCCUAAAAUUUUAUUAUUGGAUGAAGCUACAUCUGCCUUAGACACAGAAAGUGAAAAGACUGUGCAAGCAGCCCUGGAUAAGGCCAGAGAAGGGCGCACCUGCAUCGUCAUUGCCCACCGCCUGUCCACAAUCGAGAAUGCCGACAUCAUUGCUGUGAUGUCACAAGGAAUCAUCAUUGAAAGGGGCAAUCAUGAUGAACUAAUGGCAAUGAAAGGAGCAUACUAUAAGCUUGUUACCACUGGAGCCCCAAUUAGCUGAAUUACUGUGAUACUACAUUUCAAAGACUGUUUAUCUGAACAAGUACUUUGCAGUAGGUAUGUGUAUGUUGGUACCCCUCUGUGCUAGAAAGUGCUCUACAGUACGGUGAGUUAUGCAGUACCUUAAAUCUAUGUAGCUUUCUGUUUAAGCAGUUGAUCAGGCACAUGGAGGGGACUAAGCAUAGGCUAAUGCAUUCGGGAAAUAGUUUUCAGCCAGCUGCAAAGGGAGAGAAAGCCUGAAAAUAGGAAGAUGUUCACUGGUGAGCUGGGAAAUUGCCACCACCUGCAGUCAGACUGCACAGUCCCAUCCGUCCCUUAAUUAACAGUCAAGGAAGACUCCAUUCUGAUGUUCUGGAAACAGCCACUUCUUGAGGUAAGCUGUAUGAAUUAAAAAAACAAUCCCAAGCACAAAUGUAUUACUGAAGGGUUCAAAUUCCUCCUGAUGUUCUGCUCUACAGAGGAUUAUAAUAGAUACCCUCCUCCUGGGUACAAAGCUUUGACCCAUUGCACCACUUCAUUCCAUGCCUACUUCAGCUGUGAUGCUGGAAGAGGCCAGGUUGCCCCUGGGUACAGAGCGAAUACAUGGAGUCCUCAGCUUGACACAGCAGUACCCUUCCAGUAAAACCAGUAAGUAGAUGUUCACAAAGAAGGCAGCUUCACAACAGUAAGGAAAUAAAUAACUCAGAUGAGGAAUAUAACCUGGUAAGUCCCAGUUCUCCGACACGCUGCUCUGAUCGAAGCUGCCAAGUAGAUUUUGAAUAUCAACAAAUGCUUUAGAUAAAUCAGUGUAAAAUCCUACAGUUAAUUGAUUGGCACAGUUAUUUAAAUCGCUUCUAUUGAGACAAUGAUAGAUAACGUGUGUUUUUUUUUUCAGAAGGCACAGCAAUGCCUUUGGAAAUUAUUUUUUACAGAAACGGUAAAGGUGAAAAAAAAUAAGAAAUUUUAGCCAAUUAACUAGCUGUUUGUAUUAAGCAGAUCUAAGAAAUAGAACAACAGAGAUCAGGAAGUAUCUUCCUCUGCCAGAGACUCUGUAAAAGUUUUUUUUAUAAGUACUACUGCAUGUUUUCCUGGAAUAUGUUACUGAGUAGUGAUUGGGAAUACUGAGACAAAUUACUGUAUUAAAAUUUAAAUCUUCAUUUGGAAAGAUAGAGUAUUAACUGGAAAAGUAAUUCUCAACAUCCUGAUAUCUGCAGCUCAUGUGUGUGCAGAUUUCCCCCACUUUGUAACAAGUCACCCCAUAAAACUAUAUAUUAUAAAACUAUGUAAUAGUACAACUGCUAAAACUUAAAUAAAGGUGGAAGGUUGAAAACUUCA
This is a messenger RNA of Meleagris gallopavo (turkey), 5852 nucleotides long. The record is from RefSeq and is a predicted model, not a curated record. NCBI's taxonomy places the organism in Eukaryota, Metazoa, Chordata, Aves, Galliformes, Phasianidae.